Leishmania mexicana MHOM/GT/2001/U1103 is the source of this 5505-nucleotide messenger RNA. RefSeq lists its product as hypothetical. The transcript has a single exon. The record is from RefSeq and is a predicted model, not a curated record. Gene Ontology annotation, cellular component: membrane. NCBI's taxonomy places the organism in Eukaryota, Euglenozoa, Kinetoplastea, Trypanosomatida, Trypanosomatidae. Gene Ontology annotation, molecular function: NAADP-sensitive calcium-release channel activity. Bases 1 to 5505 code for a protein of 1834 amino acids.
AUGCUGCGCCAAUCCGCCCUUUCACCGUCGUCCGGAUCGUCGGCGGCCUCUUCGCGUGGAUCGUGCACGUACACUGACAGCAGCACACCGCUGCGCUCCGGGGCGUCUACGCUGGAGCCGCUCGCAGCGGGGCUCGCGACAACGCAGCCCAGCGCGCUCGCCACGCCAGUCGUCAAUAUGCUUUCUGCAUCAGUCGUGCCGGAGCCGCAUGCCCUUCCCCUCUUGGCGUUAUGGAACGCUCGAUCACGGGAUGAGGAAAGUGUUGCACCAGAACCACCUGUCCGUGCAGACAACGCGCUCACAACGACCGCCACCACCGGCGCUGGCAGCGUGGGCGCGGACGGAGGGGGGGAGCCACCGUGCGUGCCGAUCGCCUCCCCCGCUGCCGCGGCCCCAGCUCCUGACGUGGCGAAUACGGAGGCUGGCAGCUCAUGGCGUUUGCGGACGGCAGACGAGGCCGCGAAGGAGCGAUCCGCGUCAUCCCUCGCAGACUGCGCUAGCGCACCGGAGUCAAGGCCCCCAGAGUGGCUGCCGGCGCAGCAGCGCUCUCAGCGGCGACGACAGCACUCACAGCAGCCGCUGCCUACAGCACUGCCGCUUCUUUCGAUACCCGUUCCCACUCCGCACGCAUAUCCGCAGUCGCACCAGUCUGCCCGGCUCAGCAGGCGCGCCACUGGCUCCUCUGAGCUGCCACUGUCAUCUCACGCUGCUGCUUCGCCGCCACAGCCCUCAUCACCGCUCAUGGUUUCCUCAGUGGGCAGCUUACCCACCGAUGGACGUCGGCCAACGCUGCAUCGGCGGCGCCCGUCGCAGGCGUCCGGUGACGACAUCACCGCAACUUCUAUGUCAACCGCGUCCUGUCGCGUGACGUCUGGAGCGGCUUCACAGUCGGAGGUGGUCCUUGCCACGUCGCCCUCGCUUAGCAGAGCGCGAGUGGCGUCAGCGUCUGCCGGCUCUCCUCACUGCUACACCGAGCUCGGCGGUGGUGGUGACCCGCGCCUCGACACGUGGCAGAUCGACGAGGAGGUGGCGCAGCUCGCCCGCUCGCUACGCUCCGAAAUCGCUGGUCAGCCCUUCGUGCUGACGCCGCCGUUUGGGGCCUCGCCGACUGCCCCCGCUGCAGCAGCCAGUCGCCAAUCCUCGUCCUACUCCGACUUUUCAACGGGCAGCAAGGGCGGCGGAGGCGGCAGCGGCCAGCGCCGCAUGAGGCGAAGCCCCAAUCAUGCCGCCCCCAUGGCUGCCGCCACCACUACCGGGUCCGGGGAGGCCCUGACGGCGAUGACUAGCACAGCGACAGGGGCGAUCGGGCGCGGACCUCUCUCCCUUUUGGACUCCUCCACUUCGUCCGCGACAACCUCGAUGCAUCUGUGCGGUGCUGCCCGGAGCCUCACCACGCCCCAACACCACCCGUCAAAGACGCGGCAGUUAUCGCUGUCCACCUCGCAGCGGAGCCCGCCGUCGGCACAGGGCUGCCGCGCGAGGCAGCAGUGCUUCCCAUCCGUGCAACCGCACCACGGAGUAGGUGGUGACCUCGUUGCUAGGGACGACGAUGGUGCUCAUAAAGACCGUGUUGACUCCGCCGCCGCCAUGCCGCACAGCUCAGAUCCUGGAAGGCAGACCCCGGCGAUGUGCCCCGAUGCUCGUCCUCUUGGGGUGCCACCAACGUCAUCGUCACACUCCUCCACUGUGAGUGACGCCGUAACUCUGCGUGCCGCGAGGGGUUCAUGGGUAGCAGCGGAGGCAGCGACGCAUACGGCUGAUGCUGAGCACAAUCAGCGUCAUUCUCGCGUUGCAGGUGACACAGCUGCGCCGGGCCCGUGCGAAGGUUUCGACGUUGGGCUCAGCGACGUAGCUGAGCUGCGGCGCCGUCUCCUCACGGAGGACUUCUUCUCGAGCCCCUGCCGAAAACUGCGUCGCGAUGGCCGGUUCCCGUGGCAGCUGACGACCAGCGUCCUACUCUGCAUCCUGCUGCUGGCGCACGUGACCUGGUAUCAGCUUCCGCUGGCCUGCGCAAACGAAGCGAUGCGGAUGGCGAUUACGAAGCACUUCAUGGGCGACGACGCUUACUUCAGCAAGGACCAGGGCGACAUUGUUUCGGCGCCGACGGAGUGGAUGGAGAACCUCUACGCGUCCAUCGAGCGCUACGUGCAGGUGUACUACAACUUGACGAACACGUCCUCCAGUGAAAUGAAAUACCGCUACAACAGCGCCAACCCGACGAGUCUGUGUGAGACAGGUAUCGAGCGCAUGAGUAGCGUAGUCGAUGACGGCGGAGGUACCAGCAUGGCGAGGGGGCAAUGGUGGUGGUGGCGGCGUGGUUCGGCGGACUGGAGGCCGCCGUUGCUGUGGGAUGCGCGGGCAGGGGCAUCACCCAGUCCGUUCAGUGACUCCGCCUCGGCUGCUAGGCGCUGCGCCCAGUCGGCCACAGCAGCCGCCGCUUCUGCGUUGGGAAACUUGGAGGAGUUGCCGCCACCGUACAUCCCCGUCUCGGUCAUCGCGCCCGUUCUAAUGCGGGUGGAGGUGGAUGUGUACUCCCGCCGGGAGGGGGCCCAGCACAAGCGAGUGAAGCGGCCUCCGCUGGAGACCGCCGCGCCGGUUCGCUGGCUGAACGGCGAGACUGCAGGCGAAAACCUUGGUAGCCAUGCCCGUGGCAGCGUCGAGGAGGCAGUGGCGGACGCCGAGAACCUCGAGCACCGGUGGCUGACGUUCUCUGUCGACGCUGACCACCCGCUUGGCCCAUUCGCCAGGCACAGGGAGGCGGUGCGACUACUCCGUCGGGCACGAAGGCAGGAACGGCACCGCGCCACCGAGCGCACAAAGGGCGGCACCGCCGGCCCACCCACUGAGCUCGAGGGCGCGUCCGCUAAUGAUGCGGGUGCACCCCCCGGCAGUGCCGCGGGCGGUUCUUUCACGGAGGUGGACGCUGCCCUAUCCGUGGUAUGCAUGCCCCGGUACGAUGAUCUAUCGGGCCGCUAUUACCGUCCCUGUGCGUUGACGCAGACGACCACGAUCAUCGGUGGCGAGGCGGCCGCUGCGGCUGGGAUGCCGACGCACAUCGUGCCAGAGUUUUCCCUCAUGGACAACGUGCGUCGCAUUCAGUUGGAGGUGGCGCUGAGGCACGAGACAUACGAGGUGGACAACCUUGUCAGCGCUGCUGCCGCAGCGGCCAGUGGGGGUGGCUCUGAUACGAAAAAGGGGGCCGGCGGUGCCAACGCGCUCAGCGCAGGCAAUCUCGAAAUCCGAAGCGCCUUCUCCUCGAUGGGAUGGCUGAAGUCGACCUUUGCUGCUCGGGCGUCGGCUGUCUUCGAGUGGCACGUCGUGAAGGACAUCACGGUGCACCCAGGGGGCCUCGUAGAGACGCAGCUGCAUGUGAACACGCGCGUGUGGCCGCUGGGGCUCUUACGCAACUUCUGGACGCCGCAUCUCAUGGCAAUGCUACUGGGCGCGCUGGCCCUGCUCAAGAUUGUGCUAGAGCUGCGCGCGCUGCAGCGCAUCGCUCAGUAUAAGCGUCGACUGGGUCGAGAGCGCGCGGCGUUCCUCUCACGACAGCUGCAGCAAGCUCCACCGCACGCGCCUGUCGGGGGCGGCUCCGAGCACGGCGCAUCAAAGGUACGGCCGCUCGCGGCCCAUACCGCCUCGCUGCAGCCUGCUAUUCUCAACAGGAAUACGACCGUGUACGAGUGGGGGAUGCCUGUUCGUCUGCCGUUCGGCCGUUCAAGUCGUCGAGCCCACAGCGGUCGAAUCGAGGGGUACGCGAGGGCGACUGACAGAGCGGCCGCACCUGCGUCGGCCAGCAUCUGCCCAUCAGAGGUGACGCCAUCGAAUUACGGGACCAUGGAGAGCCGCCAUGACGGCGACGAUCACGCUGGGAGACCAAGCAGCCACUCGGAGACGGUGCUGCAGCCGUCGGUGGUGUUAGACACCUCAUUCAGCAUCAUUGCUUCACAGGAUCAAGGCAGCUACUCGCGCAGUCGUUGUGCUCCACAAGAGGGUGCGGGAGACGCCUCUGUGCUCCCUAGCUGGCCUUGCGAGAGUGCAGCAUCGUUCUUUCCUCUGCGCGACGGUGCCGAGAGUCACCAGCACGGCGUCGACUCGAGCGUUGGCCCUGACACUUGGAUCCCUGGCGCCCUGCGGCGGUUCCUUCGGGGGCGUCCGGCUCAACUGCUCGACACACCGGCGUCGUUGCAGCGCGGCCCCUUUCCGAGCACGCCAGUCCCAUGCAAAUCGCGGCACUACCCGAGAUCCGACAAGGGUGGUGACAGAAGAGCCGGCGGCGCGCCCGUGUCGGCUGUCGCCUCCCACGCAUCGUUCCUAUCCCCUCUCCACGCACCCUUGACCCCGCAGCUGGCAGAGCGCAUCGCAGAGCGCAGCUACGUGGACGUGCGCGCCACGUGGCGACAUCACCUCCAACAGUCCAUGGGAGCCGGCUGGCACUGGGUCGCCAUCAUUGCAGCCGCCUUCACGCUGAGCUACAGUGUGCUGCUGCUGGCUCCGAUGCUGCCGUUCAUUGAGGUGGCGCAGACGAGCGCCUACGACGCGUGGACAAGUGUACUACUCGGCGUCGCCGCGCUCAUGUCGUGCGUGCUGCUGCUGAGCUACCUCCGCUUCUUCCCAACCUUCUACUUUCCUAUCAUGGCCUCCAUCCACGUGGUGCCGAAGCUGUUCCUGUUCGGCGUGUGCGUGUCGCCGCUUUUUCUGGGCUUCGCCUUUUUCUACGUGAUCGCCUUCGGGGCGCACUCAAACGGACACUUCAGCACCCUCCGCAGUGCCAGCAUGGGCUUGUACUUCACCACCUAUGGUGACUCGCUGCUUGCCACCCGGGACGUGGUCGCAGACACGCCGUAUGCCGUGACCGCCUUCUUCGCCAGCGUCCUCGUCGUAUCGUUCGUCCUCAUGUUCAUGAUGAUCAUGCUGAACAUGGCGAUGGCCAUCACGCAACACGAGUGGCUGCGGCUGAGGCGGCGCUUCGGCGCAGCACUGAGCACCUCCAGCCUGCUGUUUGCCGUGCGAAGCAGAGAGGAGGCGCGGAGGGGGGCCAUCGAGGCGGUCCGCUCCAACCUAGAGGUGCUGUGGCUCAUGCUGGGCGAAGACGAAGAGGAAGAGCGACAGAAAACGGCAGCCGCAGAGGCAGCAGCUGCCGCGCCCUCUACGCCCAGCACGCACAGCAUCAGCAGCGCUGACAGCAGCAGUGGCGCGGACGCAGCACGGUUGUCUCAGUCGGCCAUGUCGCCCGAUCCGUCGCGCACCACAACUAUACGUGAAUCAGACGAGGACGGCGCGGCGGGCGGGGAGGGUGCUGGCGGAGGGGAUGACCAGAAACGGCGGCUGCGGGAUCGUCGGCGGUACCGCGAGCAGCGACAUGCGCGUCAGGUGCGCGAGGCGGAUGAUGCUCACUCCGCGGGCAGGCCCUCUCAUGCCGGCAGUCGUGACCGUACCGAAACGUUCACCGUCGACUCCUCGUACGAGGUCUCCGCCGCCUCCACCGCAGCACUGGAUCAGCGGUGA